AUGGGAGAGGAGCGAAGACCCGAACGGCCUGGUAUCAAUGAUUGUUAUUCGACAACAAUUGUUAUACUACUCACCGCCACUCGACAAACCCUACGAUGGCACGACAUCGUUCCCCAUACCGCACAAAUUCGCAUUAUCUACAUUGACAAUUGGCAAAAUUUCAAACUAUCAUCUCAUUCAUCAUCGGCAGUAGCAGCAGGAACAUCAGCUUGCUCUCCGUUGCACACACAGAAUCACGGAAACGAAGUUGAGGGAAUCCAAUUAUCACUUCUCCUUGAACCAACCGUAAUUGGAGAAAGAAUUAUGUCCACUUUAAUUCUUUACGACAUUCCUUCGUUUCUUAUCUAUGCGACGAAGCAAACCUCGGUAUUGGAGGAAACGAGUUCGGCAUUCGCCGUUAAUAAGUCACUAUUCGCGCGGGAUGAUCGAUGUGAAUCUCUGCGUUCCGCGAAAAUGAGAAACGAUCUUCACCAGGUUUGUGGAAUGACGUCAUAUCACGGGACAUUUGAUUUCGCAACAAUUUCUAAACAAUUUCUAUUUACGACUAUUGUGUCAUCUCCUUGGGGUGACGCACCCCCAUCAGACAUAAUAGGUUAUAUGGAAUCCAAUCUGGGGCAAUAA
Acaulospora morrowiae is the source of this 621-nucleotide messenger RNA. NCBI's taxonomy places the organism in Eukaryota, Fungi, Glomeromycota, Glomeromycetes, Diversisporales, Acaulosporaceae. The record is from the annotation of a GenBank genome assembly.